AUGGCGUUGUCUAUGCUCAUUCGAUAUGCGGCCAAUGUCAUGGCAGAGGAUCCCAACCAAAUAGUUGAGCUGCUUGAAUGCUGGCCCAGGCAUAAGAGCGACAUGGCCAACUUUGAAGCGGGUUGUGUUCUCCGUGAAAUGAAGAAUGACGCACCCGCUCAACUGACCCAGUCGAUAGCUGGCAAGACUUGCAAUUUUCUAUUUAACCGCAGCGUUGCUACUACCUAUGACAUCACUACUACUCUGCUCCAGACUGGUCACGAAGCCUCUGUCGACUGUCUCAUCAAACAGAUGAUUACCAGCUUCAUGUCCGAAAUCCGCAAAUCAUUGUCGACGCGGUCCGCUCUCUUUGCCACGCAAUCCCUGCCAAGCACGCCGCUAUACCCAAUUUCCUUUCUGGUGUCCUUCGCGACGAGGGUGGCUAUGGUUUUAAACCGAGUGCAAGGAGUAAGCGCUGUCGCAUCGCCGCGAGGUCAUUGGGGAUUGCGAGUUUACAAAACUCUCUAUUCACAUCCUUUACUUGCUCGGUCUCAAGGGGCCCAAAGCUUCCCAACCCGCCAAAUUCAUUCGUUUCAUCUGCUAUCGCGUUGUCCUGGAAAUGCGGCCGUGCGAGCUGCCGCUGUGUCCAGCUUGGCCAAAUUUGGCCUCAAUUUCAACCGCGAGGCCCUUAACCAAAGUGUUGGUGUCCUUUCUAGACGAUGUCUUGACGACGUCGAUGAUGAAGUUCGCGACCGUGCUGCUAUGUACCUCAAGGUAUUCAGGAAGCAAACCCUUGCCGAACCACACGUGAAGGAUGAUCUCAUAUUGUCUUUGGCUGCUUUGGAGUCGAAGCAUGUUGCCUACGUCAAGGAUUCUGCUGCUUCUGCACAAGCGUUUGAAGUUUCUGGUACUCCUCAAGAUCAGCCAUGCUCAAACCGCCGCCGCCGAGGUUGCCCGACUCAGCUCAUUGCAUAA
Molecule: messenger RNA, 954 nt
Organism: Mycena indigotica
Lineage: Eukaryota; Fungi; Basidiomycota; Agaricomycetes; Agaricales; Mycenaceae
Product: Coatomer subunit gamma
Exons: 8
Coding region: 1-954 (317 amino acids)
Biological process (GO): protein secretion; endoplasmic reticulum to Golgi vesicle-mediated transport; intra-Golgi vesicle-mediated transport
Cellular component (GO): endoplasmic reticulum-Golgi intermediate compartment; COPI vesicle coat; Golgi membrane
Source: RefSeq, a predicted model, not a curated record